AUGUCCUUCACCAUCUUCUGGUAUGCCACGGUGAAUUCAUCCUCCGAGUGCAAGACCAACGCAACUACGCCCUCCAGCUUCAGCUUUUGCUUCCCUGGAGACGAGUUCCACUGGGCCGAUGAGUUGGACUGUGGUGUGGUAUUGCUCGUGGGAGACGGUGUUGCAUUAUCCGCUGCCAAACGACCAAACGUAUUAGCAGAUGUAGCUUCCUUGCCACCGAUUCCACUGUCAAUAUUUGUGUCACUUUUGACCUUUGGUGAACUUUUAAUCAGCAUGUCAUCAAGGGUCAUUUGGCCUGGUAUGCUGUUCCGUCUAGGCGCCUGGGUGUUUGCUCCAUCAUUUUGGCGUACAACUCCAUUAAAUACAGACGAAAUGGUGGAUGUGUUUGGUGUGGCAUUCCCCUUAACCUUGGGUAAGGCGUUGGAACUGUUUUUAGGCGACCGCCUUGCCACUGGUAACUGCUGUCUUCUCGCCGCUACUGCUGCUUCUAAAACACGUUGA
Messenger RNA from Babesia ovata, 501 nucleotides. RefSeq names its product carbon-nitrogen hydrolase, putative. The transcript has a single exon. The record is from RefSeq and is a predicted model, not a curated record. NCBI's taxonomy places the organism in Eukaryota, Apicomplexa, Aconoidasida, Piroplasmida, Babesiidae. Bases 1 to 501 code for a protein of 166 amino acids.